Messenger RNA from Branchiostoma belcheri (Belcher's lancelet), 6696 nucleotides. RefSeq lists its product as uncharacterized. Gene Ontology annotation, molecular function: protein binding. The record is from RefSeq and is a predicted model, not a curated record. The coding region runs from base 114 to 5954 and encodes 1946 amino acids. Lineage: Eukaryota; Metazoa; Chordata; Leptocardii; Amphioxiformes; Branchiostomatidae. The transcript has 2 exons.
CAGAACGCGCGGGGAGCCGGUAUAUCUGCCGACUACGUCAGUCCGAGUACAACAACACCCCGAGCUGGUCGGCCUGCCAAGAAACAGGACAUACAAGGUACAAAGCAGUCAAGAUGCAUCUGUGUGGAGUGGGAGCCGUGAUGCUGACAGUCCUGCCGAUCCUCCAGCUGUACGGACAGACGGCACCGGCCUGUCCAACACAGUGCACCUGUCAGGCGGACGGACUCGUCAGCUGCGUCGGGCGGCAACUUGAGGGCGUACCGACCAACAUCUCUCCGGACACCCGGACCUUGGACUUACGAAACACCGGGCUCAGCAGGAUACCGGGACUGUCCUUCAACCAAGUACCCGACCUCGAGGUGUUGAGACUGGAUGACAACAAGCUGGAAUCUGACACGGUCGCCAUGUUCGGGUUUGUCGGUCUCCAGAAGUUACAAGGACUUUUUUUGUCAGGGAAUCAGUUAACUCAUAGUUUCCUACUGAGGCAAUCCUACUACAUUCCCCGAAGCCUGAGGAACCUGGAUCUAUCUCGGAACCCGCUGUUAGACGUCCGAGAGAGAACCUUUUACUUUUUGCAGAACCUUGAACGGUUAUACCUUAGUGACUGUAAGAUCAACUUCCUCCGUAGUGAGGCGUUCGUCGGGCUGUUUAGUCUGCAUGAUCUUCAUCUCGAGGAUAACCUGUUCACGCGGGUACCGACGACGGCCUUUAACAAAGUCCCUAACCUGCGGCGGUUGUUUAUGAACGGUAACCCGGUACACACGCUUUCCGCCACCGACCUCACAGAACUGCCAAACCUUCAGUUACUUGACUUCCGGAUGGCAAACAUAUCCAGGAUAGAUGAAGCUACCUUCAACAAAACGCCCCGGCUUCAAACCCUGCUCUUGACUGGGAACAGGAACCUCGUCUCUGUGGGCAAAGAUAUUUUUGCCAACUUGACCGAGCUGUCGCAUCUAGAGCUCGCUGACUGCGCUUUCCGUUCGGCCGGCACAUACAUCCUAACAUCUCUGAAGUCUCUUACUACGUUGACUAUUGACGGAAACCCGUUCGCGUGCGGGCCGAGCAUGUGCGGAUUCAGGACCUGGCUGGAUACCACCGACGUCAACGUCCUUCAGAGGUACGACAUCAGGUGCGCCAGCCCCGCAUACCUGCAGAACGUGCCCGUGCUGAACGCCAGCAUAGCCUACCUGUGUGAGGGGGAACGUCUGAGUGAGUACUACACGAGUUUGGCCCAGUCCGCGAUAGAGAAGUGUCCGUUUAGUUGUUUCUGUAACACCACCAUGGUUGAGUGUCCCGAUGCUAAUCUGAGGAAGAUGCCUACGUCAUUUCCGCCUCAGAUCAACAAGCUCGUCAUGAGAGGAAACGCCCUGACGACAAUAGAGAAAAAGACACUUGAAAAGGUUCGGUACGUCACGUGGUUAGACCUAAGCGCCAACAACUUCACAUCCGACAGUUUUGAUGAUGGACGUCUGACGAUGUUGCCGUUCAUAAAAUACUUAAAUCUGUCCAGCAACAUGCUGUCCAACUACCUACUUGCCGAACAGAUGCCUACAAGUACCAAACUCGAAGAGCUGGACAUGUCCAAUAACCCCCUUGGAAACAUCCGCGCAGGGAAUUUUCGGCUGUUAGGACUGUUACGGAAACUGCACUUGAACAGUGUAGGGAUGACGGAACUGACAAGCUUCUCGUUCAUGGGGCUCUUCAGUGUACAGGAACUUCACCUUGCCAACAACAGACUCAGGGCAUUGCCGAUAAAGGGGUUUCGCUUCGUCGGAAUGGUGAAGAAGUUAGUCCUCCGCGGGAACCCGCUUACACAGCUGACCGACGGGUCGUUUCUCGGGAUGCCCCAGCUUACCUACCUGGACGUGAGGAACGCGCGGCUCCUCAACAUCCAACACAACACCUUUAAGUACACUCCGUACCUUACCGAGCUGCUGCUGGGCGGUAACAAGAAUCUAUCCUACAUCAGCCCGGUGACGUUUUCCGCCAUGCCCAAUGUCCAAGUCAUCGACCUGAGCGGCUGUAGUUUCAGAAGUCUGUCCAACGACACCCUGCCGCGGCUGCCUAGACUCCGGGCGGCAAGUCUUCACAACAACCCCUGGCACUGCGACGGGGGUCUGUGCUGGCUGAAGAAGAUGGCGCUGGACCGUGUCGUCUACCUGGCCUAUCUCCAUCAGAUGACGUGUGUGACUCCGCGCUAUGUUGCCGGGGACACCAUACGAGAUGUUGACAACCAGUUCAUCUGUCCCAGAAAGUCUCAGGUGCCUGUGGUCAUCACCAAUCUCAUCGAGGAUUCCAUCUUCAUUCCUCAAAUCCCAGAAGUCAGCGACGAUAACAUCUGCCCCGCGGAGUGUCAGUGUUACAAAAUUGAGAAGCGGGUAGACUGUAGUCACGCUAACCUCCGGUCUGUGCCUGCACCAUUGCCUCCGUACACUGUACAUCUCAACCUGGCCAACAAUUACAUCAAGAACAUUACCGACACGGACUUUCCAAACUUGAAGAACAUUCAAGUUAUCGACCUUCGGAAUAAUCUGAUUUCCAAUCAGGGAAUUUCUAAAGGAGCGUUCAAGGGUUUGGACACUGUACGGAUCCUUCACUUCUCAGAUAACAAGCUGUCAGAAAUUCCGCCACAGUUGAGUCGGCUAGCUUACAGUUUACGGAUGUUGGACCUCUCGGGAAACACCAUACAAGCACUUGAACCAGGAACGUUCAAAAGUUUCCGGACCCUUCGUGACCUGGUAUUGUCAGACGUCGGUCUGAACACCAUUAAACGCAACGCGUUUGAUGGGCUAAAGAAGCUGCUUAUACUUUCCAUUGCCUAUAACAACUUGACGACUAUUCCAGAGGAACUGGGCAGACUACCAAACCUGGCUGAGCUCCAUGUUCGCGGCAACUCGAUCCGGACUUUGGAGCGGACUUCUCUUAGAGGACUUACCAGCCUUGAAUUCCUCGACUUGAGUGAUCUCGGGCUUAGAGUGUUGGAGCCGGGGGCUUUCGAAAACUUGCCCGUGUUGGAUACCCUGGUUCUCUCAGACAAUAGCGGGAUGUACCAUCUAUACACUGACGUGUUCCGAGGCUUACAAAGUCUGCGGACGUUACGAAUGACUGACUGUGGUCUGAGAACGGUGGACCGCAGAGUGCUGUCCUACAUGCCGGCUCUGACGUCGGUGGUUCUUCACGGGAAUCCGCUGGAGUGCAGCACUGAUUUCUGCAUACUAAUCCAGUGGCUUCGCACCAGAGGUAUCAUCGUUGAAAACGAUGGGGAAGUACGAUGUACAAAGUGGUCUCAGACAAGUACAGAGGUUUAUGUCAUUAAUGACGACGGCUUUCAGUCGUUUUGUGAAAGUGCCUGUGGCGAGUGUACGGGGAUUUCCACCACACCCGUGCCCACAACAAGACCCCAUCAGAGCACCUACGCCACGGCGACACUGCUGCCAAGGACGGAGAGAACAGAUGAUGUGAUGUCCACCCUUCCGAGUGUAACGUGGUUCUCAAGCACCAGGGCACCGCAGGCUCCGGUAACUCCGUCGGCGGUGAUCAAGGACGCACAGACCACUGACUACCCAACAACAGUACACAUGGAGACCACACCAGUCCCUAAACCUCCACUUACCAUUACCGGAGCUACUGUACAGCACAGAGAAAAAACUGCCGACGUCAAGAAGCUACCGCUGCAUCCAAACAUCGAUAAAAUAGGCAGUGGCGUCGAGAAAUACAAUCUACCCUCGGAGAAAGAGAAGAAUCUUCAUGGUUCUGAAAAACCGCAAAAGAGUGGGGAUUGUAAGAACUGUGUUCCCCUGACUACAGCGAGCGGGAGGAUCCCGUUCUUGUCGACAGGUCGGGGAGUGGACAAAGGCCGGGAGUCGGAGAACACACCUCGGACGGAGAAAGUGUUUCUGGCCUCUCUGAGCGGCAACAUUGAACCUUCUCCUCCUCGUCCCAUCGAGCCGGCUGACAUGGUCAACAACUCCAAAAACAAACCUUUCUUCUCGAACGAAGGGUUCUCUGUGGAGGGUGAGGAAACGGUUCUUCAGUGGUCGGAUAGUUCUACUACAACUACACCCACCAGGCCGGGACCAACACCUCGCCCCACGAGACGGCGUCCCGUAAUCACAGUCCCGAACAGGCGGGUCCAGCAAACAGUCAGACCAACGCAAGGGAAGCACAGAGAUGUCCCCAGCAGUCACACGAAGAACAAGCAGUCCAAAUUUACACUAGUAGUUGAACAAGUUCCAACGAGUACAGAAAAGUCAACCGAUCAUGCGGUGAGUUCACAGGAAGAAAGUUCCGGGGCGAUCCCAGCAAAUCGUUCAUCCCCGAAGACUUCGAACGAAGUCAUUGAUAACGUUUCGAGUGAAGGAGGGAAAGAAGUUCCCAACACCAUAACGCCUGACGUAGGAACCCCCAAAAAACGAAUUUUGUUCAGCGAUGUUGAAGGUGACCUACAAAAUAACCGUGAGAACAGUAAUAUCGGUAAAAUCCCACCGAGAGGAAGUUUCAAACAACCCAUUGCCACGACGCCAGCAGUCGUUGAUGCGAUCCCCAGUAUGUCCACCACUGGACGGAAAGAAGGGAAGUCAUUUCAGCACCUGCCCACUUCAGCCUACGUCAUGACGGCGCCAUUUUCUCCCAUCAUGCCCUCCGAGUGUCCAACCGGAUGUGGAUGUUACGAAGAGUUGGUACGCUGCAGUGACAUCGGUUUAACAAAAGUACCGAGACUUUCUCAUCCACGACUAGAAAACUACUUACUCAGCAAUAAUCGCAUCAGUCGCGUCCCGCCAAACAGUUUCUUGUGGGUGCCAUCGUUAAGAAGUUUGCAUCUUGACAACUGUCGUCUAGUGGAUGAUGGCAUCGUGGAAGAGUCAUUUUCUGGCCUGCGACAUUUGAAGUACCUCCACCUGACCAAAAACAGACUCACUAGAGUACCGACAACUUUACCGAGAUCAUUGGAGUACCUUUACUUGGACAGCAACGAAAUAACCACCGUUGGGGGAAAAACAUUCCAAGAAUUGCCAAACUUACGAAGUCUGUAUCUCCAGGACAACAACCUGACUAGUGAAAGUCUUCACCCAGCAGCGUUCGCGUCACUCGUCAACCUAACGUCAAUAUAUCUUCAAGGAAACAAGCUGGAGAAACUACAAGUCAUCUUCCCGCCUAGUUUGGAGGUCUUACGUUUGGGACACAACGGAAUAAAGGAGAUCUCUCCUAAGACCUUCCUCUACCUGCCUCACCUUCAACAACUCUUCCUUUCCGAAAACACACUAGAAGCCCUCCCCCGCGGACUCUUCAGUGGACUCCUAAGUCUGCAGCAUCUGCAUCUGGCUAACAAUAAGUUAGUCACCGUGCCGGCUGAUCUCCCGAAAGGUCUCAUCCAUCUGAACCUGGCCGGUAACGCCAUUUCUGCCAUCCCCGGGAGCAUAUUUUUCCGCCUCCAGAUGCUAGUAGCACUCAACCUUUCUAACAAUAACCUCUACGACGACCGAAUCGUGGAUCUGGAUUUCGGGUAUCUGAAGCAUUUACACCAGCUCCAGCUUGCCGGAAACCAUCUGACGUCUGUCCCCGGAAAUCUGCCCAAGUCUCUCCGGUAUCUUGACCUCAAGGGUAACCUUCUCUCCGAGAAAACCGCCAACGUCGAGAAUCUCAAAGGCAGCGUGGGCCUGAAGUAUUUGAAUCUUGCGGAGAAUUACUUCAGGGAGAUUCCGACGCCCCUGCCCCCUUCCCUGGAGUCACUACAUCUCAACAACAAUCUUAUCAUCAAAAUUACUCCCAAGGUGUUUUCUCAAACCCCGCGUCUCAAGACGUUAAACCUACGGGGGAACAUGCUCGGAGACGGAGGUGUGAGUCGGGACAGUUUCUUUGGGACCACAAACCUGGCUUACUUGGACUUGUCAGACAAUCACCUCAACACUAGCCUACAGCACCUACCGAGCAGAGUCCAGUAUCUUAUCCUAUAGAAUUACAAACCUGCAGCUGGCGAAACAUGCGUUUGAUAAUGAACCAGAAUGAACUUGAGGAAAGUUAGAAAGAUGGAUAUUUAGAACUCGUUCAAGGCAGGGUUCGCGAAUCCGGACUGACCCAGUCACAUGGUUGAUCCAGAUUCGCGAACCCUGGUUUGAGAUUUCCGAAUCCGGCUGGGAUUCAUGCUGGGAUUCUUUACUUGUAUUAAUAUUGUAACUUCUAGUCCUGUGAAAUGAAAGUAUACAUUAUUUAAGUUGUCUAGAUUACAUAGUUAAUGAGAAAGGCUCCUGAUCGUUAUUAUUAGGACUGAAAUGACUGGUUUGAAUGUUCUAGAAUUGUCUGUAACUAGACCUCAGGAUUUGGCUUGAAUUAGCGAGGGAAAUUACUGGUUGUGUUAUGGGGAUUACUGGAUUAGCUGUCUCCUGUGUGUUUACAGACGACAUAUGGGACCCAGCAGGGAGUGGGUUUGUUACGGGACCUCUGCAUGAUGUAGCAUCUAUCAGGCCUCGGCUGGAAAGAGUAGAAAUUGACCAUGGCCAAAUAGAUGACAUGCCAGGGUAGUUGGUCCGCUAAAGGAGUACAACUCCCGUCAUAUCUGUCUAUCCGACCAAUUUCUAAUCUUCCCAGCCGCUUCCGAAGACAGAUAGAGACUACCGCUGAUGCCUCAUUACUGGGAUGUGUUUACAAGUCCUUCUGACUUGAAUGUCAAGUAAUAGAUCUCUCGAUUUUCAAUAUUAA